CCUCCUCUUCCUUUAGUGAUUCUCUUGAAUCUUCCGCAGGGAGUAUUCGCCGACUUCACAUUUAUCAUAUUACAGUAUUAACACCGGUUAAUAUUGUUUUUUAAGAGGUUUUGGAGCUUGGAUAUGGCCCCUAAGAGAAAAGCCGCUAAAGCUGUCAGAGCAGGUGGGAAAAAGGUGAAAGAUGAACCCAAGGAUGCCUUCACUUCUACAAAAGAGGCGCUUCUGGCUGCAGGAUCACAGGUCAAAGCCAAAAGGAAGGUGGAUGAGCGCUGUGAACUUUUUUCAUCCGGAGAGAUUCACGAGGACUACGACUGCAUGCUCAACCAAACAAACAUAGGAAACAACAACAACAAGUUUUAUGUCAUCCAAGUUAUUAAAACAGGCAACUCAUACUACUCAUGGAACAGAUGGGGACGAGUGGGGGAAGUGGGACAAUCUAAACUGACUCCAUUUGCUAGACCAGAGUCAGCCUUGAAGGACUUUGAGAGGAAGUUUAAGGACAAGACAAAGAACAACUGGAGUGACCGGAUGAACUUUGUCUCUCAUCCUGGGAAGUACACACUGAUUGAGGUGGACGGAGAGCAGGAUGCUGAGGUCAAGGUAGACACUGUUGAUGGAAAAGUCUCAAAGAAUUUCCUCCCAUGCACUCUUGAUGGCGCAACACAGAAUCUUAUUAAGCUCAUUUUCAGCAACGACAUGUUCAAGGAGGCAAUGAAAUGCAUGAAUUUAGACAUCAAGAAGAUGCCUUUGGGAAAACUCAGUAAGGGUCAAAUAGCAAAAGGCUUUGAAGUUUUGGAGGAGAUUGAAGCUGCUAUGAGCCAAAAAGACGGAAGAGGACGCCUUGAAGAACUCUCAUCAAAGUUCUUCACUGCAAUUCCUCACAACUUUGGCAGAAACAGACCGCCAGCCAUUGACACCAAAGAGAUUGUUGAACAGAAGAAAGAGAUGCUUAUGGUGCUGGCAGACAUUGAGCUGGCCCAGACUCUGAAGUCAGAAACAGAGAAGGCUCAGGAUGAGAUGGUGGAGACGGUUCCUCAUCCUAUUGAUCAAGACUACAUGUCUCUGAAAUGCAAGCUCUCCUUGUUGGCCAAAAAUACAGAAAUGUAUAAGAUCAUCGAGAAAUACAUGAAGUCAACUACAUGUACCUAUAGUAAGCCAAAGAUACUCAAUGUUUGGGAAGUGGACCGAGAGAAAGAGGGAGAACGCUUCAGUGAGAAUGACAGUCUAGAGAACCGUCGCCUGCUGUGGCAUGGGACAAACAUAGCGGUGGUGGCAGCUAUCCUGAAGAGUGGUCUCAGGAUCAUGCCCCAUUCAGGGGGCCGUGUUGGCAGCGGGAUCUAUUUUGCCUCUGAAAACGCAAAAUCUAUAGGUUAUGUGCGUCCCUCAAACAACACUGGAGUGAUGUUUCUGAGUGAGGUAGCUCUUGGCAAGGAGUUCACCAUUACCAGAGAUGACUGUACCUUGAAGAAGGCUCCUGCCGGUUAUCACAGUGUGGUAGCACGAGGCCUUCUGGAACCAGACCCGUCUCAGGACACCGUCAUCACUCUUGAGGGCAAGAAGGUUACUGUUCCUCAGGGAAAAGCCAUCGAACAGCCCCAAUACGCCAACAGCAGCUUUAGCAACAGUGAAUACCUGAUCUACAAAGAGAGCCAGUGUCGCCUUCGCUACCUGCUUGAGAUAGAAAUGCGUUAACAGUUUCAGUAUAAAAAAGAAACAAGGCUGUGCAGGUCAUCAGAGCAUAGCUAAUCCUACCUUGUUGCAUAAGCGCCUCUUUCUGUUUGUGCCUUAUAAUUGCAUGAAUGACCCAUAGAAUGUACUUUGGCUUUGCACAUUAUUAGUAAAUGAUGAUAAUCUUACUGAUAGUAAUAAUAUAUUAUUCUAUACUGCAUAAAAGGUGUUUGUUUUAAUGCAUUGGUAAUUUUGAGUUGACUAUGCUUACAUGUUGAAAGGGUUUAUUGGCACUCUAGGGGUUUUGAAGGACUUAACUUAACACAAGAAGGUACGUGCUUAGCCUUUGGAAAAUUAUUAUUUUGCUGCGAAAGCAGAGUAGAUGGAGGUAUGUGCAAUAUCUGCCUUGCUGUUAGUCAUAGGGUUAACUGACAGAGAGGAUAAAAAAAUAAUGAAGCUUUUGUUUGGAACAUUUUCUUUGAGAUUGCAAAAGGGGUUGACUAAAUGGUCUCUAAAAAUAUACACUUUAGUUAUUAAAAGUCAUUUCCAGUAUGAAUUUUCACCUCCAUAUUUUAAAUAACAAAAGUAUGGCAAUGUGUUUAUAGAAGUGGGAAGCUUAUCCUGUGGUUUAUAAUGACGAACUGUUUCUUAAACCAGUGAAGACUGUUGAGGUACUCAAAAGUGAUGUCAUAUGCAAAUUGCUAACAUAGUUGUGGUUUUAGACUGUCAAAAUGCUGCAACCUGCUGACCAACAUACUGUUUAUUUUGCACUGACAAACUCUUUGAAGGGUUCAAUAAACUAAAAUGCAGAACUCGCCUGCAUUUAAGCAUA
This is a messenger RNA of Xiphophorus maculatus (southern platyfish), 2500 nucleotides long. It is a transcript of the gene parp3, whose product is annotated as poly(ADP-ribose) polymerase family member 3. Lineage: Eukaryota; Metazoa; Chordata; Actinopteri; Cyprinodontiformes; Poeciliidae. The record is from RefSeq and is a predicted model, not a curated record. The transcript has 11 exons. Gene Ontology annotation, cellular component: site of double-strand break. The coding region runs from base 124 to 1692 and encodes 522 amino acids. Gene Ontology annotation, molecular function: NAD+ poly-ADP-ribosyltransferase activity.